Messenger RNA from Microbotryum saponariae, 2861 nucleotides. Lineage: Eukaryota; Fungi; Basidiomycota; Microbotryomycetes; Microbotryales; Microbotryaceae. The record is from the annotation of a GenBank genome assembly.
AUGGAGACCGGCGAGACCGGCCCACCCCCACCAUCGGCGUCCGCGGCGACGAGCGUCCCGAUUGGGACAAAGGAGACGCAAGUCCCUAUCGCCGCCGCGACCUACGCCACCGCCGCGAUUCCAAAGACCAAGCAGACCCCCGAGCAGCAGACCCAACAACAACACCGUGCCAAGGCUUUGACCCAAAUGUUCGAAGUCAUGGGUGCUGUACCGGGCAAUCGCACCGACCGGUGGUUGCAAGCCACCUUCGCCACCGACGAGUACCCUGUCGCUACCGCUACAUCGCUCAAGUAUUCGGCUCUCAACGCCAAUCGAUCCAUUCGAAACAUCUUCGACUUUGCUCUCGACGUCACUUUGACCAUCCAAGGCGCCUCGAAGGCCUCUCCCGCGGACAAGGCCGAUCUGCUCGGUUGCGUCACGAGACUGCUCUCCCCGCAAUCACCCCUGUGCUUCGACGCCGAGGUCACCCUUCCCGAGCACCUUGCGGCGUUUGCGCCCCAGAUUAGGGGUAUCCAACACUCGUCUUUCGUCAGGGCCGGUGUGGUCAACCACCGUAUCUCCGUGGGAUUCGUUUCGGCGAAGGCACGUGACUCGGCGCUUACGGCCCCACUGGCGCUUACUUGGCACUCUGCAAAGGCUCACUUCGCAAAGGCCCACCACUUCUACCACAACAUGGUCGAGCUGCGUAUCAACGUCGGUGUCGCAGUGGUCCCAUCCAGGGAUGCCAUUGUUGACUCUUUUAAAUCAAUUGUCACCAAAAUCACAGCCAAGGGACACCGUUGCGAGCUGGUACAAGUCUUGCGCGUGAUCCACGUCGAUAACGACUCGGCCUAUGCGCACUUGGCCGGCGAGUUUUCGGCCUUUAUCCGCUUCGACGACGACACCCUUUUCAAAGCCCCUAACAACACGCUGAAGGAGCUCCUACCGUCGAAGGUCUCUCUAGCCACUAGAGGCAACAUGCAUACGGCGGUUCGUCACGACUACGAACGAGAAGCGGCCUGUGCUCGGUGCCACUUUGUGGGGCAUGUGGAGACCUGCGCGCUGGAACAGGAGAGGAGGCAGAAGGAAGCGAACAACAACACCGGAAGGCACAACAAGUACCACAACAACAACAACAACGACACUUCCGAGGUUGUGGCCCCUAGCUGCGCCCUCGGAACCGACCAACUCGAAUCGCGGAACCGAUUUGCGGGGCUCGAGGUCGAAGGAGGACAGGAGGAUGACGUCGAGCAGGAGGAUGCAGGAAAGGAGGGCGAGGAAAAGGAGCAGGUCGAAGAAGGAGACAAGGAUACGGGCGCCAAGGCGGACGACGAGGAUUCGGACUCGGAUGGGAACGCCGGAGCGGGCAUCGACAAGGCGGGAGGCGACAACAAGGACGAACAGAACGACAGCUCGGAGGGAAGCAAACAAAGAGAGGACGAAGGAAACGAUGGGGAUGACGUGAUGAAAGAUGGAGCAGAGGAGGAGGACGAAGGGACGGAGACGGAGGUGGAAGAAGAGGUCGAGCAGGAACAGGGGGUACAGGACGACAGCAUCAUGAUCAUCGACGACGACCAAACGACAAUCACCACGGUUUCCCGCAAGUCGACUCCUCGGAGUCCCUCGUGGCCUCCACUAUCUCCUGAGACGUUGGCAAAGUCGCUGCACGAGGGUGCGGAGUGGGACCGAGCUAACGCCGAAGCUGCUGCACGUGUCCAAGCAGAAAAGGAGGCGAUCAUCAACGCCCAACUCGACACGGAGGAACCGCUCGUUCGCCACCAAUUUGCAGAGUGGGGUCAGGAAGAUGGACAACUGCGAUUCAUCAACAUUCGUGGCACCGGCUCCGGGUCGAACAAGAAGAUGAAGAGGUCGCAAACGGUGGCCGAUCUCAGCGAUCCGAGCGACGACCCGGUUGAUAUCAAGCGCAUUCUGAACAGGGUCAAAGGUCGAGCAGGAAAGGAGGUAGCGGGUCAGGGGAAGAGGGUGACGAGGUCGAUGUCGGCGGCGGCGGCGAUGCAGGUCGAGGGGGCCAAGGCGAAAGCGGAGAAGGGUAAAGGGGUGGAGGAGGAGAAGCGCUGGUCCGACCACGAGCCCGAGGAUGACAUUCUCCCCGAAUUCCCACUCUUUGAGGACGACACUACCGCCAAGAGCACAUCUACAUCGUCUACCCAAUAAUGAUCAAGCACACCAUCACCAGCUGGAACGUGAGGAGGUGCAUGGGGAUCCCGGAAAAGCGACGCAACAUUUACACCUAUUUAUCAACAUUCAAAGCAUCCGCCAUUCUACUACAAGAACACUUCAUCAAACCGGAACUCUGGCAAUGUAUCAAGGACGAGUACGAGGGCAAGGUCUUCAUCAGCAAACACUGUCUGACUCUGAUCCCCGCCGACUCGCCCCUGAUCGACGCCGAGAUUUUGCGCACCCACUCGGCACUCGACGGACGAAUCCUGGUCACCUCCUUUCGACUUCGAGGCGACAUCCGGAUACUCGAGAUCAACAACAUUUACGCACCAGUCGAUACAAAACAACGACUCACAUUCUUUGACAAACUACAUUUCCACAGGACGCAGAGCACCCACCUUCGACUCCUCGGCGGCGAUCUCAACGACUGCCCGCUGCCGGCGAUCGAUCGGCGGAACCAAGGUCGGCACGGCCAUCACUGGCCGAUCCUGAUCGGCAAGCUCGACUCGCCCUACACCGACUGCAUACAAUUCAAACACCCGCUCACACCAUCUUUCACUCGACCCAACAUCGUCCGCAAGCGACCAAAGUCCUUUUCACGACUUGACUACUUCCUUCUGCAGCGCACCCACCAAAAGCGACUCGUCCAAGCCUCGACGAUCUACGACUAUUCGAUCAACUCUACUACGUCAGCGAUGUAG